AUGGCAAAGAAUCCAUGUAUCUUUUUUGUGCCAUUUCUUGCAGGUAAGGAUUUUGACUAUAUAUGCAUAAUUUUAUAAGAUAUCAUAUAUCUGUAUGCUGUACUGAACGUCUUAAAUGAUAUUUUAAAAAAAGUAGAAACAUAAAUUUGACGUAAAUUUGUUGCAUAGCAAAGUAAGAGUUUUCUAGAGGCAUGCGUGAUAAAUCUAUAGCUAAUAAAUGAGACAAACCUUUUGUCCUGUUACUAAGGCACCAUGAAUGUAUAAAGCAAUAAAUAUAUAUUUAAUUAUUAUUUUUCGAUCAUAUAAUAAUGAUGCUUCAUUUUAAUUUUUAUAGCGUUUUGUUGUCUACAGUCAAGCUCAAAUGCGCAAACAGUACAGACAAGCUCUGAGGUAUGAAUUAAGUCUGCAUGUAUUCUAUUCCAGACGUGUCUUACUGCAACGUAUAGCGUAUUGUUUCCUGUGUGUACACCUAAUAACUUCGACACAAACAAAAACGCUAUGGCACUAGCUGCACUACAUUGCGUUUAGCUUGGACUGAAAAACACGCUUUAAAUGAUAACAAAUUCUUAAAUGAUCCAUGCAGAUUUGUACACUUUGCAAAACAAAACGCUUUGAAUUCAGCAAAAUUUACUAUAUCCUCUACAUCCGUAUUUCCAUCAGAUUAUAUUCUUACCUUAACAAAAUUUCCAAUAAAUAAUUUUUUUUAUUUCUCAAGGUUACUGCCUUACUCAAUUCCUAUUCCAAACCCCUAAACCUAACAAUGGGAAGAGAAUUUUUGGCGAAAGUUCACGAGUCUGAACUUGGACUCUGCCUAAACCUCAACGAAACAGAGUACAAGACCUCUACAGCAAACACUUCAUUGGCUUCACUACAUGUCAGAGUUACAAACUAUAGCAGUUUAAAGAACAGUGUGCUCCAAUUUCCUUGCUUACAUUGUCCUAACCUCACAAGUACCUCGCCCAAUGCAAAAUUUGUGCUGAACAACAAGACGGUCGAGAAUAUGACAUGUUUGGCUGGAUCACGUUUUGCUGACGAUUUCCAAGUAACGCAGCAAAACCCAUUCAGAUUGUCUGAUGUGCUGUCUUUGUCUAUCAUUGAUGGGGACAUGAGUUUUGUCAAUUUUAGCCAAGGCGAAGCAGUUCAUUUGCAGAUGCCUUUAGUGAGGUUACCAAAUACUUCCCGUCCUUAUACGUUGAGUGUAAGUGGAUACUAGUGUUUUACUUUUGUUAUAGACGUAUGGUCAACGUCAGAAAUGUUGGUACUAUAGGAACAACACAAUUUGUCUCUUAAUUCUAUUCUUGCUUUCAAAUACAAGGCAACCAUAUCAGUAGCCUUCAUGAUACACUGAAAAUGUGAAAUCCAUACUAUGAGAUUUGCAAUUGCACCACUAAAUCCAUAGUAUAUCCAUACUAUUUCAAUACUAUAUCCAUAGCAUGGAAAUAUACAAUCAUUAUGGAUAAUCAAAAAUCCAUUCUAUUUCCAAUGAAGGUCCAUACAAUUUCCAUUCUAUGGAUUUUCAAAAUUUUUCCAGUGAUAGAUGGUCAGCCCGCCAUAUAAGAAUUAACAUUCUCUCUGAUAACUGCAGCCUGUAUGUUGACCACCAUCUGCUGCAUGAUAGUGGUUUGUGAAACCCACCUACAUACCUGCAUGUGAUGUAAAGUGCACACGUAAAACGCACAAGUUAUAGCAAUCUGCAGCAGACUUAUUGCAAUGCUGUUCGAACAACUUAUCAAACAGGAUGUGUCCCCACUGCUUGUUCCUAGUGUGUUGACAACAACUUGUUGAGAACUUGCUACAAGGUUGGUGAGCUCAACAAACUUCCAACAACUUGUUAUCGUCCUGCAAUUCAACAAUUUGUUGAAUUGCAGGACCAUAACAAGUUGUUUGAACAAUUUGUCAACAAGUUGUGAAUGACAAUUUUGUAACACGUUUCAAUUGAUCCAAUAUCUAUCUUUAAUUGUUCUAGUGUGUUACCCGAUCACUCCAUACUUCACAAUGGUCAAUUUCAUCUUGUACAACCAACCAAAUUCUCAAACAGGAUAACCAAACGUCUUUUGUUCAAUGCAACUGCUCGGCUCUUGGUUACUACACAGUGUAUGUCCACUAUAAUGAUUCUUCUGAUUAUAAUGGUUCUUCACCUUGGAACUGGAAUUAUGGCGGUAAUGAAACGUCUUCUAUGCUAUUUUAGUCUGGUUUAUCUAUACACCACACAAAUCCCUGAUUAAUGGCUCAGAAAUAACGUGCUCAUGCGCACAGUGACUCCAAAUUUCGGAGUAAAAUUACCCAAAUUUAUGAACAGUAAAUUUCACUUUACUAAAAAAACUGAGUGAAUUUGCUCAUAUAAAUUUGAGUAAUUUUACUCUACAUUUUGAGUCCGUGUGGGUAUAUUGUUUCACUCAAGUUUUCCAGUCAAAUUGUUUGGCAGUGUACGCAGCCCUGUCAAGCUUACUGAAAUCCAGAGCCUUCGCUCGAAACUUGACUUUUUCAGAUAGUUUCAUCCCUAUCUACCAAGUUUUGUCAUGGUUGUUUUAUUCAGCUCAAAACUGUUGUCUUUUGUCGUAGGUGGAAAUGUUGGAGGAAAUCCUGGCGGCGGUGGCGGUGUUUAUCCUACUCCAUACACUGGUUCCCUUGCGCAUCUUUCGCUCAGCAUCGACGCAGAUUGUACGAUUCUUUCCAACGCAACAACCAAAGCUGACUUUCUUAACUCGACCAGAUACAGCAUUGUACUUGCUUUGAACAUCAGUGUGGACCACAUCAUCAACAUGGUGGCCAACUGUGGGAGUAUCGUCGUCAACUUUACUCUGCUCUCUCCUGACGGAACAAACGGAACAUUGAAUGCUGAACUUUUAGAAUUCUCGGAUUUGAUCAGAUCAGAUUCAUUUAAAGUUCCAGUAGAGAACAACUUAGUGUAUCCACUGACAUUGGGAAUCAGCGCUAACUAUAACCUGACGAUCCCGACAAGUAUUGUCUCACUAUACUACAUCCGGAAAACGGCGACUACACCGCCUGUGACAACUGAAGAGAUUCAGUCAUUGACCAUAGAUUAUACGCCAUUUAUGGCUGCUGUUGCAGCCAUACUUCUUGUGGUCGUCACUUGUAUCUGUGGAACAUGUUGUGCUCACUCGUGGUAUUUGAGAAAGAAGAAAUACACGCAGUUUAAUAGUAAUAAAGUGAAACCAAAGAUAGAAGAGCCAGUGGUCGAAGAGGAAGAAGAAGGUUUGUCGUAACUUUUAUGUUGAAGCUCAUUGAAAGCUGGUAUAAUUUUGGACGGUCUCUGCCAGUGUAGGUAGUGGCUUUCUUGAAGGUAGUGUCUUAAACUAACUUCCCGACGAAGGUCCUUCGCUCGAAAUCUCGAAGUUCUCCUUGUAUUUUUCAGGUAGUUGUAUCGAAGCUUUCUUAUUAUUGCCACUACAGUAAAGCCACGUAUAGAAGAACCAGUAGGUUAAGAACCACUAGCCAACCACUAGCCUGAAAUUUGGGCAUUAAGCACCAAGAAUACAAGUUUUUAAUUUUUUUUUUAAAUUUAGAUAUAUGUAACGAGAACCAUAUUAGUGUCAUAGCAAUAGUUUUAUGCAACAACAGUCCCUAUUAAUGUGUGGAAUAGAAAAAAGUAUAGUGUGAAGUAAGAUUAUAUAAGAACCACUUCAGCCUGAAGUCAAAAUUCACUGGUGAGGUGGCGGGGUUUACUGUAUCUACACUUACACAAACCGUUCUUAGUAAAACUUGAAAUGUAUUUUAUUCCUUAACCUAAAUUUUACAUUAUUAAAACUUCUAUAAUUUCCUUGUCCGUCUUCGUCGUGAGGAUAGAUAUAACGUGAAAAAUUUUUCUUUUUAACAGAAGUUACCCCGCCCGAGUUCCCCAUGACCUUUACGGAACGACAGGAAGUUGACGAACGCAAAAUGUCUAAAUAUGAUUGGGCAAGAACUUCGUUCGCGCAGGAACAAAACGAUACCAGUGCCUUUCUUACUAGCGCGGCUGCCGUGGGGCCUAGGCUGAUUAUGGACUGUGAUUCUGACGAUGAAUCCGAGAGCCCGCUCCCCCCUGGAGAUGUGGCGAUUAAUAUGGAGGAGAUCAGUGAAGAGUCCGAAUCAUCCGGGGAGGGGUCCGGGGAGAGUACAUCUGAAGAAGAUGAGGAGGAGUAUGAUCCAAGGAAUUAUGAAUGCGAGGAUAAUUUCGUGGAGAGUGAAGCUCAAUCUCGUGCUAGUCUCCCACCGGCUGAGGACGGGAUCGAACAGGAAGGCGGAGAGCAUGAAAACGAGGUUUGUCGUAUAGGCUUCACUAUGGGCCCUUUUUAUAACGCUUAGCAUAACAUUAGUGCCAUCCAGUCGUGAUUCAGUGAAUGGAAUGUCCCAUUGUCUUUUCAUUGUUUUGAAAUUCUCACUGUUCUCCAUGCCAUCCAGUCACGAUUCAGUGAAUAGAAUGUCGCAUUAACGUCUGCAUUAUUUGAUAUAGGAGAGCCGAGAGGACGAGGGGGAAAACAAUGAAGCCGAGGACAAACAAACAGAGGGAGGACAAACGAAUGAGGAUGAUCAAGACACUGAUGACAGACGAAAUGAAGAGGAAAAUCAAAAUCCUGACAAUGACGUCAGACAAGAUGAUGACGUCAGAGGUGAUGAUGUCAGAGAUGGCGACGACACACAAGCUGGUGACGUCACAAAGGAUGACGUCACACAGGACGAUAAUGAGGAUAAUGAUGGGAUACCUGAGGGUAGUCCACCACGUGCUCCAUCACGUGAUGAAGGUGCAUCGUCGAGAGUGAAUGGAGUGAUGAGCAGGAAUGGAGGCAUGCCAGAACCGUGCAUGUAAAACCACAGAGAGCCCACCCCGGGUUUUUAUAGUUCAGUGUUCAUAUGCAGGCCUGCUCUUCAACACUGAGCUAUACUAUAUUUAAAUAUGAAAUGCUGUAAUAAGACCCGGGUUGGACUCCUUGUGGUAAAUCUUGGUAUUCCAAGUUUUCAUGGCAAAACAAAAGUUGAUUUUUGUGGUCCGAUCUUUACACUGUGCACGUUAAUUUUAUAGCACUUUGGAGACAUUCCCAGCAAGCACGUUUUAAAUUAUUUAAAUCUAUAUUACUCUCAUUAUGUGGAGCUUACAUUCACGAGUUCAGAAAAACGUCGACAAAAAAGCAUCGUAAAAUGCAGGAGAUAGGUUUAUGAGAUAAACUUGUUAAACCUAGGCAAUACCGAAGUGUCGUAAAUUACGAACAGUCUUUGAGAAUAUAAAGUGAUUUUACACAGAGAUCGAUGUUUGCAUCGAAUAAUCGCGCCAAUGUGUUGAUUGACAAUAUGUUCAAUAUUUUCAAGAAAUGGAUACAUAAUUGAUCUUAAGUAAACUUUAAUAUUCCUUCAUAAAAUAUUCAUGACUACUAAAUUAUGUGCAAACAAAAUAGACAGAAAACAUGUGUAAUUAUAAAAUAAAAGCAUAUAUACU
Paramuricea clavata is the source of this 5431-nucleotide messenger RNA. The record is from the annotation of a GenBank genome assembly. Lineage: Eukaryota; Metazoa; Cnidaria; Anthozoa; Malacalcyonacea; Plexauridae.